GCCAGCGCAAAAAAAAAAAAAAAAAAAAAAACAGGGGAGAAUGAGCGUUUGACAGCUGCCGCUUUGCUCCUUCCAGAUUGUUUCGAAAACAAAAAAAAAAGAAUACAUAUGCAGGAUUUAUUCGCGACAGAUUUCGGAUAGUUGGGACAGUCUCUCUGCGUGGAUGGCCGCUGCCGUGAGGAAUAAUGUUUGGGUCGCUCCGGGGCAGGACGCGCAGUUUCUCCACAAAACCGCCGCCGCACCGCUGACAGCCGACGGUCUGAGAGGUGAAGAUCAUGGACAAGUGCUCUGCAACACGAGGGAUGCCGUCCCGGGAACUUCCACCUUUCAUGAUUACAAUUUGGGUAAAGCAGACAUGGACAGCUAUUUGUGCCCUCACCCACAGGAAGUGAAUCCCAAAAUGCUGUGCAGAGACGCCUCUCUAACGCUGGAGCCUCCCUUCACCGAGGACUUCACCUCCCCAUACAGCGUCAACAUGAGCCUGCUCCUCCCUGACGUCACGUACCUGCACCCCGGCCUCUGUAGGAGCGUGAGGCAGAUCAAAACGGAACCGACACACCCCCUGAUGCACCCCACCUGCCAGGGCAACGGGGCACCACCAGCUCUCCCAGAGUACCCCGGUGUUUUCAGUGCUGCCGACAGCGCUGGCGGUAACUUUUACAUCAAACAAGAAGUGCCAGAUUUCCAGGACGUUCCCCUGUUUCAGCUCCUGAACUCUGAUUUGGAGCAGUUCGUUCACGGAUCGCAGGUGAACUCCAUCCCCGUAGCCCCGCUGAGUCUUCCCAUUGGGAACGUCCACGCGCAGAAUCCUGCUAAGCCCACAAGUGGCCUGCAGAAUGAAUGCUUCCCAUUUAACCGACAUCUAGGCCAUCAGCUGAGAUCCACCUAUUUGCCGCCUUCUCCGCCAAACUCUGAGCCUUCGAGUCCCGACAGGGGCAAAGAGCUCCUUCACAAACUCUCCCCUCCUCCCUCCUACGAAGCCAGCAUCGCCUCUAAGUUUCACACCCAUAAUUCCAUUGAUCUUGGACAAACUUCCAGCGUAGCUCCAAUCCAAAACCAAGACCAAAACUCCACUGCUGGAUUCGUCCAAUGUCCAGGCACUGGGCCAGUCCAGCAGUCCAGAACACCAGUUCAGACCACACCAGGUAUCGGCCCGCUGUCCCCGGUGUUGGCCCAGUCGGCUCCUGUUAAGUACAAUCGAAGGAAUAAUCCAGACCUGGAGAGACGGCGGAUCCACCACUGUGAUGUCCCAGGGUGCAAGAAGGUAUACACAAAGUCUUCUCAUCUAAAAGCACAUCUACGGACCCACACAGGUGAGAAACCGUACCAGUGCUCUUGGGAGGGAUGUGAGUGGCGCUUCGCUCGAUCCGAUGAGCUGACGCGCCAUUUCAGGAAACACACCGGCGUAAAGCCUUUCCAGUGCGGAGUGUGCAGCCGCUGCUUCUCCCGCUCUGACCACCUGGCCCUCCACAUGAAGAGACACCAGAGCUAGAAAAAAAAAAACACAUCAAGUCAGUCUUUUUCUUUAUUUUUCCACUAAACAUGGACUGACACGUACACAUCAGCAAAUAAACAAAAUUUAAAAACUGUGGAUUAUUCCACUCUCUCCCAAGUGGAGAUAUCUGUAGCAGUGCUGGCCCACAAGUAAUUGUUUCUUUUAUUGUGAAAAGAUUAAAUAUUAUUGUUGCCUUAUUUUAUUUCCUCACAAAUGCCUCAACACGGGGUGGAGGAUAUUUGCAAAGGUGUCAGUCAAAAACCAAUAGCCAAAUGUAAUAACGAAAGAAUAUUUGAUCUUUUUAGGCUUUUAUUUUCAUUACAAACAUCAAAUAUCAAUUUUAUAUUUCAGUUUUUCACUGUACAGAUCAUAUCAACACUGUCUCACACACUCAUAUAUUUAAUACAGCAAACUGCUAAGUGCAGAUAUUGUAUGUAGGUAUGCUAUUAACUGGAAGGAAGAGUGUGUCGUUUUAGCCAGCAGGUCAAAGGACUGAUAGUGUAAGUGUGUAUUCUAGGAAGUAACAGCAGUAAGUUAAAGUGAACAAGUGGUGGGUUUCUUUAAAGAUGCAGCAGCUGGAUAAAUACUGGAGUGAGCCAUGUGGUGAGCCGGAUUUAUGAGUUAGAUAACCUUACUCAAAUUAACAUCUAUAUUUACUCAUUUCACUGGAAUAAAUGGAAGACAAUGGGUUUGACAUGUUAAUGGUAUUUAUGUGGACUGCAUUCUUCUUAUUAUUUUUUUUACAUCUAUGCUCCAGCAUCGUAGCAAAGAUAUGUCAACAACAAAGAGCGUUAACGGUCUUUCAGGACUUCUGUUAACACUGUACAAUUUAAUUUCGGAACUGGAAGGUUGAACUUGUUGUUAUAACUUCAGCCACACAGCAAUAUUCACAGCAAACAUAAUUUGCAGCUUUGUGAACUUAUUUUCUUUCCUUUUUAUUGUCAUCAUGGUCAAAUCAAGACGUUGUUUUGGCUGCAAAUUAAUAUUUUUAUUAUUAUAUUUAAGACGUUUUUUUAGACUGAGCACCUGCCGGUCUGAACUACUCUCCACAUGUGCCUUUAACUGCUUUUCUGGAUGAAUGAAAAACAAAGCUGCCCCCGUUGGGACAAUGUUCUCUUAUCAGGUACUCUGUUGGCUCUCUCUCCUUAUUUCCACGAUAUAGCCGUCUCUAUUACAUGACCAAAUUUCUUUAUAAUUUCAAUAUGGUUGAGCAAAAUUAUUUCUUUCUGUAAUUUAGGAUGUAUAUAUUUUGUAUCGGCUGUUUAAGGAUGCAAUGAUUUAUCUUUAUUUUUCUUUUUAAAUUGAGAUUUUAGUCCAAGAAAGAUGGCGUUACAGGAUGCUGUUACAGUCUAAACUGUUAUCCAGCCAAGAGAGCGGCUCAGUGGAUUAUAAGCCAAUGAGUUACUGCAAUACUGCUAAAAUAUGAGUAUUACAAUAUUUUGUGUCAAAGCUUAACAUAAACAUGUAGCCGAAAAUUGAUGUCCAAUGGAGCCAUGUGACCCUCACAGUGCAAAUAAAAGUUUUUGUGUUGAA
Acanthochromis polyacanthus (spiny chromis) is the source of this 3028-nucleotide messenger RNA. It is a transcript of the gene klf5b, whose product is annotated as Kruppel-like factor 5b. The record is from RefSeq and is a predicted model, not a curated record. Gene Ontology annotation, biological process: regulation of transcription by RNA polymerase II. Gene Ontology annotation, molecular function: RNA polymerase II cis-regulatory region sequence-specific DNA binding; DNA-binding transcription factor activity, RNA polymerase II-specific. The transcript has 4 exons. Lineage: Eukaryota; Metazoa; Chordata; Actinopteri; Pomacentridae. The coding region runs from base 164 to 1492 and encodes 442 amino acids.